Pongo pygmaeus (Bornean orangutan) is the source of this 626-nucleotide messenger RNA. RefSeq names its product succinate dehydrogenase complex assembly factor 4 (gene SDHAF4). The transcript is spliced from 3 exons. The record is from RefSeq and is a predicted model, not a curated record. Bases 43 to 369 code for a protein of 108 amino acids. Lineage: Eukaryota; Metazoa; Chordata; Mammalia; Primates; Hominidae. Gene Ontology annotation, biological process: mitochondrial respiratory chain complex II assembly. Gene Ontology annotation, cellular component: mitochondrion.
CUACUGCUUUGCGCCUGCGCGGAGGCUCGGGGAGUCGGCGCCAUGACCCCAUCGAGGCUUCCUUGGUUGCUUAGCUCGGUCUCGGCCACGGCGUGGAGAGCGGCAAGAUCACCCCUUCUGUGUCAUUCUCUGAGGAAAACAAGUUCUUCUCAAGGAGGAAAGUCUGAACUUGUCAAACCGUCCCUUAGGAAGCCGAAGUUACCAGAAGGUCGUUUUGAUGCACCAGAGGAUUCCCAUUUAGAGAAAGAACCACUGGAAAAAUUUCCAGAUGAUGUUAAUCCAGUGACCAAAGAAAAAGGUGGACCCAGGGGCCCAGAACCUACCCGAUAUGGAGAUUGGGAACGAAAAGGACGCUGUAUUGAUUUUUAAGUCGCAUAUUCUUUAACCUCAAUAUUGUUUUCUGAAUAUGUACAUCUGAAUUAACUUAUUUCUGAUUAUUUUCUUUCUUUAUAUCCUUUAUGUCGUGUAGUUUCUAUAAUGUGUUUAAAUAUAUAUAUAUAUGAUGGCUUUGGAAGAAAAUAUGCUGCUAUAAAUUAGGAAAGGGAGACCAGCCUGACCAAUAUGGAGAAAUCUCGCCUUUACUAAAAAUACAAAAUUAGCCAGGCGUGGUGGCAUGCACCUGUAAU